Molecule: messenger RNA, 135 nt
Organism: Phytophthora nicotianae INRA-310
Lineage: Eukaryota; Oomycota; Peronosporomycetes; Peronosporales; Peronosporaceae
Exons: 2
Coding region: 1-135 (44 amino acids)
Source: RefSeq, a predicted model, not a curated record
AUGAAGAGGAAGCGGAGUCCUGAAGCAGAACUUAUGGCAAAAACAAUUCGGCUUCCGUGUCUGGACCGGUGCACGGAUAUGCCGGGACUCAAGUGUGGCGACAAGAACAUUUUUCUAGGGAUGGCGGCUGGGUGA